AGUUUCCCUCUUCAGUCUUCACUCCGUUCUCACUUCUCAGAUUCACUCACUUCCCCAAAAUCCCCAACCCCCGCCGAAAAAAAAAAACCGAGAAGAAAAGAAAAAAAAGGUGAUGGUGGCCGUUCUACCGUUGGAAACUGCCAUGAACGCUCGCGACGCUACUCUUUUCGCCACCGCAACCCUCUUUGGCGCCGUUACCUCUGCACUUGCUCUCCGCUUCUUCUACCGCUCCCGAAACCAUCCCCAAACCCAAAACGGAACCAUUUCCAAUCACCGCCAUUCACGUGGUGACCCUUACGAUCCUUCCAAGCGCAAACAAUACUUGUCGUGGGAUGAUUAUUUCAUGGCGAUUGCGUUUUUGUCUGCUGAAAGAUCCAAGGACCCUAACAGGCAGGUAGGGGCAUGCUUGGUGAGUCAGGAUGACAUAAUUCUUGGCAUUGGCUAUAAUGGAUUCCCAAGAGGUUGUUCCGAUGACAAGCUACCAUGGGCAAAGAAAUCCAGGAGUGGGAAUCCUUUAGAGACAAAAUACCCAUAUGUUUGUCAUGCGGAAGUAAAUGCUAUUCUUAACACAAAUCACGCCUCUGCUGCUGGACAACGGCUUUAUGUGACCAUGUUUCCCUGCAAUGAAUGUGCAAAGAUCAUAAUCCAGUCAGGAGUUUCUGAAGUGGUUUAUUUUGUGGAGAAGUUAGAAAGUUCUGAUAUUGCAUAUACUGCUUCUCACAAGCUACUGUCAUUGGCUGGUGUUAAGGUCAGGAAGCAUCAACCACUUAUGAACGAAAUUCAUCUUAAGUUUGAGGAACGCUAGAUGUCGAAGAUUGACACAAAUUUAAGGUGGUCUUAGUCAUUAUCUUCUGAGUUACUGGGUAAUGGCUAUCAAAUUUGGAAUACUAAGUCGCAUUAUAUGAACAAAUCAAACAAGGAAUAGUGAUAUAGUAUGUUUAGGGAAAGUUCAUGGGAUGAUGAACAAGCUAGGAAACCAACAUACACAACGGUGUUGUUAAAAAAAAAAUUGUAUUUUACUGUAAAACGUGCCAAAUUUGGCCAAAAAAUUUUAAUAUGGAUGUCUUUGGAGUUAUAUCCCAAAAUGGGAUUGUAUGGUGUUGUGCGUAGGUAUGGAAUUUGAAUCUUCUCGUACUCGAAGUG
Arachis duranensis is the source of this 1143-nucleotide messenger RNA. RefSeq lists its product as uncharacterized. Lineage: Eukaryota; Viridiplantae; Streptophyta; Magnoliopsida; Fabales; Fabaceae. The transcript has 9 exons. Bases 113 to 805 code for a protein of 230 amino acids. Gene Ontology annotation, molecular function: zinc ion binding; hydrolase activity. The record is from RefSeq and is a predicted model, not a curated record.